AGCAUUUGCCUUCUGCUGCGACGCUUGCCAGUACGCUGCUCUCUGCUUCCUCUUAUCUUCUCAUCGUGCUUCUUCUUCUUCUUCCUCCUUCUCUAGGUUUCAUCUCUCUCUAACUGCGCAUGGAGCCAGACGAAGAGGGAGAAUGGGUGUGGGUCAGACCACCGAUUGAGGCGGACUCAGAGUUUUGGGGCAGUAGUGACAACGAGGACGACGAACCGUCGGGGCCUUUGAAGGUGGUCUUCACAGAGCCUGCAAAGCAUUGGACUGAUGCUGCUCCUAUCGGCAACGGACGUCUUGGCGCCAUGGUUUGGGGAAAUGUACCCAAUGAGAUUCUUCAGCUCAAUCAUGAUACUCUGUGGACUGGUGUGCCGGGUGAUUACACGAAUCCUGAUGCACCUAGUGUGCUUUCUAAUGUCAGGAAGCUUGUCGAUGAGGGGCAUUACGCUGAAGCCACCGCAGCUGCUUUUGGAUUGUCAGAUCAUCCACCCGAGGCUUACCAACCUCUUGGAAAUAUCAACCUUGAAUUUGAUGAUUCUCAUUUGAACUAUACUUCUUAUGUGAGAGAACUUGAUUUGUCAACUGCAACUGUGAAAGUCAAGUAUAAUUUAGGGGAUGUAGAAUUCACAAGAGAGCAUUUCUCCUCAAAUCCACAUCAGGUGGUUGUGACAAAGAUCUCCUCUACCAAAGCAGCUUCCAUCUCAUUUAUCGUAUAUUUAGACAGUAAAUUGCACCAUCAAUCAGUUGCUAAUUCUGCAAACCAGAUAGUCAUGGAAGGUAACUGCCCUGUAAAAAGAAGGCCGCCAAAGAUUAAAUUGUCCGAAAAUUCCAAUGGAGUUCGAUUCGCCGCAGUUCUUGAUGUUCAGAUAGGUGGCAGUAAUGCCAUGGUGCAGGUUAUGGAAGAUAGGAAGCUAAAAAUCGAUGGUGCGGAUUGGGCAAUUUUGAUUCUAGCUGCAUCAUCAUCAUUUGAAGGACCAUUCAUAAAUCCAUCAGAAUCCAAGAUAGAUCCAAGAUCUGAAUCAAUAAAAACUGCAAAUUCAAUUACAAAUUUGUCCUUCUCUCAGUUAUUGGCAUAUCAUUUGGAUGAUUACUUAAAUCUUUUUCAUCGGGUUUCGCUGCAGUUGUCUAAUGCUUCUGAUAACAUAAAAAAAACGAAACUAAAAUUGUUGAAAGAUGAUGCUCUUCUAUCAACUGCAGAAAGAGUGAAAUCUUUUAAAAUUGAUGAGGAUCCUUCCUUGGUAGAACUGCUGUUUCAUUAUGGGCGUUAUUUGCUUAUAUCUAGCUCAAGGCCUGGAACCCAGGUUUCUAAUUUGCAAGGGAUAUGGAACAAAGAACUUGAACCUCCAUGGGAUGCUGCUCCUCAUUUUAAUAUAAAUUUGCAAAUGAACUACUGGCCAUCUCUUUCCUGCAAUCUUAGUGAAUGCCAACAACCACUGUUUGACUUCAUAGCAUCUCUUGCAAUCAAUGGUGCUAAAACAGCAAAAGUUAAUUACGAGACAAGCGGUUGGGUUGCUCAUCAAGUCUCUGAUAUAUGGGCCAAAACUUCACCUGAUUUAGGUGAUCCGGUUUGGGCAGUUUGGCCAAUGGGUGGGGCAUGGCUUUGCACUCAUCUUUGGGAGCAUUAUACUUUUUCUUUGGAUAAGGAGUUUUUGGAGAACACAGCCUACCCUCUUUUGGAAGGAUGUGCUGCUUUUCUUUUGGAUUGGCUGAUCAAAGGCUCUGAUGGCUAUCUGGAAACCAAUCCCUCAACUUCUCCAGAGCAUAGAUUUGUUGCUCCUGAUGGGAAGACUGCAUCUGUCAGCUAUUCAUCAACUAUGGACAUAUCAAUAAUUAGAGAGGUCUUUAAUGCAGUUUUAUCUUCUGCUGAGAUUUUGGGCAAAUCUGAUGUUGAUUUAGUUAAGAGAAUCAAGACUGCCCUUCCAAAGCUUCCUCCGACAAGAAUCUCAAGAGAUGGCUCCAUCAUGGAAUGGGCACAAGAUUUUGAAGAUCCAGAAGUUCAUCAUCGGCAUGUUUCACACUUGUUUGGUCUUUUUCCUGGCCAUACAAUUACAGUUGAAAAAACACCAGAUUUAUCUAAAGCUGCUGCCAACUCCUUGUACAAAAGAGGGGAUAUCGGACCAGGAUGGUCAACCACAUGGAAGAUGGCGUUGUGGUCGCAUCUUCGUGAUAGCUCACAUGCGUACGUGUUGAUCAAACAAAUGAUUAACUUGGUCGACCCGGACCAUGAAGCUGACUUUGAAGGCGGCCUGUACAGUAACUUGUUCACGGCUCAUCCUCCAUUUCAGAUUGAUGCCAACUUUGGAUUCUCAGCUGCAAUCGCCGAAAUGCUCGUGCAGAGCACACAGGAGGAUCUCUACAUACUACCCGCUCUCCCUCGUGAUAAAUGGCCGAGGGGUUUCGUUCGAGGCGUAAAAGCUCGAGGCGGAGUUACCUUAAACAUUUCAUGGAAGGAAGGGCAGCUUCAUAGAGCCAGCUUAUGCUCAAAGGCUCAGAGUUCACUCACAAGAUUGCAUUAUAAUGGCAAAGUUGCUGCAGUGAGAUUUUCUUGUAGAAAAAUUUAUAUUUUCAACCAGCACCUGAAAUGCCUGAAGACAACUUCAAUAAUUGAAGGGACAUUUCUAUGAUUUUGAAGAGUUGAGGGCUGUUAUUGCUCUUAUUCAGGUCAGGAUCUCUACCCUCCCUCAUCAUUCAUUUGUCAGGUUUAUUGUUAUUUAUUUGGCAGAUUUGGAAUUUUUCAUUUUCAU
Messenger RNA from Phalaenopsis equestris, 2741 nucleotides. RefSeq names its product alpha-L-fucosidase 2. The transcript has 10 exons. Gene Ontology annotation, biological process: carbohydrate metabolic process. Gene Ontology annotation, molecular function: alpha-L-fucosidase activity. NCBI's taxonomy places the organism in Eukaryota, Viridiplantae, Streptophyta, Magnoliopsida, Asparagales, Orchidaceae. Bases 120 to 2621 code for a protein of 833 amino acids. The record is from RefSeq and is a predicted model, not a curated record.